UAGACUUGUCUUUGAGUUUGUGAAUUUGCAUGGUUUCUGUACUUGCAGCUGUUUUCUGUAAUUCAGACGCUUUUGGCCGUUGCAGUGCAUUUGGCCCUUGUAGGCCACCGUAAAUGAGCCCCAUAUGAGCGGCCUAUUGCAGCUGUCAAUCAUAUACGUGUGUGUCCCCGUAGGCGUGGCGUAUGGUCACGCUGUGUUACGUAGGCGCCAUGUUAAGCCUCGUUAAUCCGUCUGAUACAGUAACAAUGCGUGGCCGUCAUGUUGUCCACCUCUAAGCGCGUUCCGUCUGGCUCAGCCACCAUUUUGAGACGGACCUCUCGCAUGAACUGCAUGUCAACAAGCAUGGUGAGAAGAAAAGCAGGAGUCAGGAAGACUGCAACCCGUGGAAGGGGUAGAGUUUCAUCUGAAUCUCCUGCGCCAUCAUCUGAACCCCGAUCCCCAACACCAACAUCGGAGGAGGCCCCUGAGGUGGUGGUGGACGUCACCCUCCCUACGGUCAGGCUGACCCCAGCAGUACACAGUGCACAGGAGGAGUGUGGCGGUAAAAAGAGGAGAAAAAAAAGGCCCCCAGUUAUACUUCCAGAGGAAACCACUGCUGAGUUAGCAGCGUGGUGGCAGGGGGCAGCAGGUCUCUACAACAGACGCGCCCUAAAGUACCACGACACCGAGUGGAAGAGGGCAGAGAUAACAAAGAAGGCGGAGGAGCUCGGUUUAACAUGCGAGAAGUUGGAGCAGUGGAUGAAAGGGAUUAGAUCACGUUUUGGCCGCAGGGACCCACCUCACAAGUCAGGCUCUGGAAUAAACAAAGGCCCAACUGACCAUGAAAAAAAGAUCAAGACGAUGUUCUCAUUUCUACAGGAGCAUAUUUACAGACAACCUGGAAGGCAGUCUAUAAAGUUCCACAGCCCGUCACAAACCACAGAAGGCUCAAGACACACCUCAUCAUCAUCGUCGUCGGAGGAGGAGGACUCCACUGGGCACUCGGGGGGCAAUCAAGGCCUGGGUGAGAGCCAGAGCAAAGGCAAAGGUGUGAAGGCUGGUCCUGGCAAGGCAAAGUCUCAUUCCAGAAAGAAAACACGACACGAUUGUUCAGGUGCUGGUGAUGCCCACUAUUCAUCUUCGGCAUCAUUGGAUGCUGCAUUGACCAGGUUCCUUGAUGCUGCAGACAAGUCCACACACCAACUUGCAGCACUGACAGUACCACCAACAGGGUAUGAGGGCAGAGUGACAACAUUUUUAGGACUUGUGAAGUCCACAAUUCUCCAUGAAGUCAAAGAAGAAGACUUCAUGCCAUUCUCACUACAUAUGAUGUCAGGGAUCAAUGAUUGGGUACAAGAAAAAAGGCAGCAGGACACAUACGUGCAGCAGCAGUUUCCUCCUCAACCACCACAGCCCCAACCACCAGGACCCAGUCAGGGGACCACCCAACCCCACUGGCAGACAGGAUUAGGCUACCAAAAUGAUGGUGGUUACUACCACAGCCAAGGCAACCACUACACCCCUCAACGGUACCCAUCUGAAGGCCAACCAGUCCAGGGAAUCCAGACACCCGCAACACAGUCAACACCAUGGGACUCCAGCACACCUGGAGAAGCUGUUAAGAAGGAGGAAGCCUAAGAGUGUCUUAAACAGACAAGACGGAAAGACAGAGAGAAAGGA
Molecule: messenger RNA, 1659 nt
Organism: Thalassophryne amazonica
Lineage: Eukaryota; Metazoa; Chordata; Actinopteri; Batrachoidiformes; Batrachoididae
Exons: 4
Coding region: 259-1617 (452 amino acids)
Source: RefSeq, a predicted model, not a curated record